Penicillium angulare is the source of this 1503-nucleotide messenger RNA. Its product is annotated as bestrophin family protein. The record is from RefSeq and is a predicted model, not a curated record. The transcript is spliced from 7 exons. Gene Ontology annotation, molecular function: chloride channel activity. The coding region runs from base 1 to 1503 and encodes 500 amino acids. Lineage: Eukaryota; Fungi; Ascomycota; Eurotiomycetes; Eurotiales; Aspergillaceae.
AUGUCCGACGACGGCUGCUGCUCAGCUAUAGGGCAACAUCGACUCCCCAUGGUCGAGAAUGAAAAUCAUAUUCCCAUCCCAAUUCAUAUAAACAAUGGUGAAGAGAAAUCCAGUUCGACCCCUCCUCUUUCUCCGAGGAAGGAACAUGACUUUAUUGAUCGGUUCUCACGACGCCCAAGCUUCAUGGACCACCUAGCAGACUCGCGAGAAUCACAGUUUCAUCCUCCACCUAGAAGCGAGCUAGAGCGAUAUUUUCACGGACCCCGCAACAUGACCCAGCACUCCAAAUGGCCAAUUGUUAUGCGAGUUCAGGGAAGUAUAAUGCCUCAAAUGAUCAUACCUUUAUUGGUUGUUGGAAGUUGGGCGACACUUAUUACCUGCAUUUCUCAUUAUUGGCAUAAUCUCGGCAUCAAUAAUAUCUUACUCACCGUUCUGGGCUUCGUGGUGGGAUUAUCUUUGUCAUUUCGAGGUUCAACUGCAUACGAAAGAUGGGCAGAUGGCCGCAAGUACUGGGCCUCGCUAGUCCAGACAUCACGCAACCUAGCACGAUUGAUUUGGGUACACCUCGGCGAACGAGAAGGAGAAGAUGGAAAGGAAGAUUUACUGAGAAAACUAUCCGCGAUGAACCUUAUUCUUGCCUUUGCCGUGGCCUUGAAACAUAAGCUUCGAUUUGAGCCUGAUGUCGCAUACGAAGACCUCGCAGGACUCUUAGGACACCUGGAUACAUUUGCACUGGAUGCACACGAUCGCAGCGUUGUGUGUCCUCAGCCAAAGACCUUAUGGAAGGCUAUAGGAGAGGAUUUGGGUCUUUCUUUCGCCAGAUCCAACCCACGCAAGCUUGUCAAGCGAGCUAAGAAGCCACUGGGACAUCUUCCGCUUGAGAUCCUCGUUCAUCUAUCUGCGUAUGUUGAAUCGUGUGUAAAGAAUGGCACUUUGACUCUGGCACAGUAUCAGGGACAAACAAUGACAAUGCUAAAUACUCUAAAUGAGAUACUUACCGGAACGGAGCGAGUUCUAGACACGCCUUUACCAGCUGCAUAUAGUAUCGCAAUUUCUCAAAUCUCCUGGAUCUAUGUGAUGCUCCUCCCUUUCCAAUUGUACAAGUUCCUAAACUGGACCACGAUCCCAGCGUCAAUGAUCGCCGCAUACAUAAUCAUCGGUCUCCUCACAAUUGGCAGCGAAAUCGAAAAUCCGUUUGGUCAAGACGUCAACGACCUCCCUCUUACAACAUACUGUCGCCAGAUUGCACAAGAGCUUGAUAUAAUUACGGCUUCCCAGCCUCCAGAUUUCGGAGACUUCAUGACACGACAUGAAAAUUUGGUCCUAUUCCCCUUGAGUCGAGAUGGAUAUCCCGCUUGGAUGAGCCGGAGUCGUGAAGAAAUCCACAGUGCCCUCCAAGCUAAAAUUGUUGCUUCUCCGGGCCAUAACCCUGCUGUAGAUGGGUCGCACGUCUCAACCCGAACGAUGAGCUUUCCCACAAGAAGGACCACUGAAUCUGUUUGA